GAAUGCUUAUGGUUUCCCAUUUCUGUCAGUAAAAUCACAAUAUUUUACUGCAUGUACAGAGUGAAACGUCAACGUGGAACAUUGCCCAUCAGCAGCAAACGAUGGACGAAUAAUUAAAGGUCGCAAAUUAAACGGAUCUAUAUACAAACAUAAUUUCGUAGAUUGCAGGAUGUUCACUCUUCUGUCAGGUCUCUACAAGUACAUGUGCCAGAAGGAUGAAUAUUUUGUUGUGAUCCUGGGACUUGAUAAUGCGGGGAAAACAACAUAUUUAGAGAAAACCCAGACAGUGUUCAACAAAAAUUACAAAGGAGUUAACCUGAAUAAGAUUACCACAACUGUUGGUCUUAAUAUUGGAAAGAUAGAUGUUAAAUCUGUACGCUUGAACUUCUGGGAUUUAGGAGGGCAGGAAGAAUUACAGUCACUUUGGGAUAAGUAUUAUGCAGAGUGCCAUGCUGUUAUCUAUAUGGUGGAUGGAGCUGACAGGGGAAGGAUUGUGGAGUCCAAACAAACAUUUGACAAAAUGAUUACUAGUAGUGCUCUAGACAGUGUUCCAUUACUUGUGGUUGUAAAUAAACAGGAUCUAGAGGAAUGCAUGAGUGUGGCAGAAGUGAAAGAGGUGUUCAACACAAGUGCCCACAAGAUUGGGCGGAGAAGCUGCCAUUUGCUUGGGGCAAGUGCAUUAAAUGGUGAGGGAAUAGAUGAGGGCAUUCACUGGGUAGUGACUGCAGUGGAGGCAAAUAGCCAGAGGAGACCACCCACAGAAAAAGAGAUCAGAUAAUGUGAUGGCCUGAAAAGAAGCUUUCUUGGUUGUUCAUGCAUGGUGACAGAGUUGACCAUGACUUCCAGUGCAAUAACACAUUCUCGUUGAUGUCAAUAAGGGUCAACUUCAAUGUGAUAAUCAAAUGAAAAAAACACUUUGACCCUUACACUGGAUGGCCUACUACAGAAUCUGAAAAAGCUUUUUAUAGUGAGACAGGUUAUGACAUAGAACGUUAUAGAUGGCUUAAGACUCUUUUACACUGGACUUGCAAUCACUUGGAAAAAGAAUUUUGGUAAACUCUCAUCAAUGUGCAACAAAGGAAGAGGCUGUAAUUUUAUUGUUCAUUAAAACUGAUGUAUGAAUUUGAUGUUGAAUAUCAAAUAUGAAGAGGGGUGAGAGUGGAAAUAUAUGUGUAAUGAGUGGACACAAGCCCAAUGUAACGGGGGGGGGGGGUUCAAUUACAAAAAUUCAAAUAUGGACCCAAGUGGAUGAGAAAAAUAAAUAUAAAUUGACUUUUCAUUAUAUCUAUGGAGAACAGGAAUUAUUAAAAGCUGACAAGCAUGCAGCAAUUUUAAACAUGCACUUUUGUCUAAUUAUUUCUCAAUCAAAUUGUUGAACAUUAAAAAAAUGUAUAUUUAAUAAAAGAUGGGAGUGGACAAAUUUGUUGGUGACCAUGCACAUUUAGUUACACCAUAUAAAAUUUGGAAUAUUUACCAAUAGGAAAGGUGGGUUUGGUUAGUAAGGCAAUAUUGGUUUUAUAGAGUUGAGGGUACGUAGGUAAAGUUCAGGAGACCACAAAAGAUUAAGAUGUACAAAGGAGUUGGGGUCCUGCUUACAGUUUGCUUGUUUUACGUUUUUUCUUUUUAAUGGGUUGUUCAAGUUUUAAAAUCAAUUUGUGAACAGUGAGGGGCUGAAUAAAAUACUGAUACACACAACAAUGAAUCAAAUAAAAUGUACAAUGGAUUCAAAAGCUAUUGCUGAUGACAAACUUGUUCUUUUGACAAAAUGUGUUCGUUUCUGUUCAGUGUAAAAUAUAGUUUUGAGUAGGGUAAAUGGAUUUUUUAAAGUCUACGCUUAUAAUUACUUUAUUUCAAUAUUUAUUUGUUUAAUGUAGGAAAUAAUCAUGGUUACAAAAAACAGGAGCUGCAGCCAUUAUUUCAGUUUUAUUCAGUUAUGAUGUCCGAAUUUAUUUAUGCAAAGGAAUUACCACAAGCUAAAAAAACAUACUACAAGGAUGGAAAAGGCAAUUUAACCAAAGAACUAGUAUUUUGCAGGUCAAACAGACAACUGUUGAUAUGCACUAGUAAAAUUGCUGAAGACUAGAAAAUUCUGGGCUUCUUUUUCAUGUCAAAGUUAUUUCUGGUAUAUUUUAAAGUAAAAUACUGCUAACAGUUGUAAACAAAUGUAAAGGUUUUGUAAAUGAUAUAUUUAUUGUUGUAUUGUUAAUAAAAAUCCAUACACACACA
Molecule: messenger RNA, 2226 nt
Organism: Lingula anatina
Lineage: Eukaryota; Metazoa; Brachiopoda; Lingulata; Lingulida; Lingulidae
Product: ADP-ribosylation factor-related protein 1-like
Biological process (GO): protein localization to Golgi apparatus; intracellular protein transport; Golgi to plasma membrane protein transport
Cellular component (GO): Golgi apparatus
Molecular function (GO): GTPase activity; GTP binding
Source: RefSeq, a predicted model, not a curated record